AUGAAAGCCAGAAAGCGACAGAAGUUAGAUGGAAAGAAAGCGACCACAACCAAAUCUUCGCAAACAGCGCCACCAAAAUCGGAAAAAGUGCGCCUGGACGAUCUGGCUUGGAAUGAUGUCGAAAUGCCGGAUAGAUUGGAUGAUUUUGAAGGCUUCUACGGUCUCGAGGAGAUUGAUGAUGUAGAUGUCGUCAAGGAUGACAAUGGCAUCAUUUCUUAUCGAGCUACCAGCGACAAAGCCACUAAGAAAAGAGCCGCCCCGGAGGAGUCAGAAGACGAUGCCGAAGAGUUCACUGGUUUCGAUGACGAUGAUGAGGAGGAAGCCGAUAAGCAAGAGGGUGGUGCCAUGACCAUCGAAACCGUCACAGCUAGAUCUGCUCCCGAACUUGAAGAAGGAGAAACCUGGGAAGACCGAAAGAAGAAGCAAAAGGAACUUCAGAAGCAACAGCUAAAGGAGAAGAAGCAGAAGGAAAAGAAAGAGAAGAAGAAGGAAAAGAAACCCAAGGCAGAAAAGAAGCCGAAGGAAGCUGCCACCCAGGCUGAAGUCGGAUCCUCAACAUUUGCCAACCUUCUGGAUGAAGAAGAGGACGAAGGUGCCGACAUCACCGCAUGGCGCCCUCUUAACCUCUCGGACGAUACUCUUGGGGCGCUGUCGAAGAUGAAGUUCCACCAACCAUCAGCAAUUCAAAAGGCUGCCAUCCCCGAAAUUUUGGCAGGACACGAUGUCAUCGGAAAGGCCAGCACCGGUUCUGGAAAGACAUUAGCCUUCGGUAUCCCUAUCUUGGAGCGCUACCUCGAGAUGCAGAAGAUUGCUGGAAACAACAAGAAGAAGGUCAACAGCGAGGAAGAGGCUGCUCGCAAGCCUGCUCUGGCUCUGAUUCUGUCGCCUACUCGUGAACUAGCUCACCAAAUUUCCACCCAUCUUACAACUCUAUGCUCUGGCGUCGAGAAGGCACCCUGGAUCUGUACUCUUACUGGAGGUCUCUCUAUGGCGAAGCAGCAAAGACAACUCAAGAAUGCAGACAUCAUUAUCGGUACUCCUGGUCGUCUGUGGGAAAUCAUCAGUGGUGGACACGGUGUUCUCAGGUGGCUGAAGCAGAUUCAGUUCCUGGUUAUUGACGAAGCCGACAGACUGCUCAGUCAAGGUCACUUCAAGGAGCUCGAAGAGAUUAUCAAUGUCCUCGAACGCAAAGACGACUUCAAGGCCGAAGAACACGAAGAUGAGGACGAAGCACCAGAGGAGGUUGAGGAAGUCGAGAGACAGACACUUGUCUUCUCCGCUACCUUCCACAAGGGCUUACAGCACAAGCUCGCAGGUAAGGCUAAGCCAGGUGCUGGUCUGAUGGACAAGAAGGAGAGUAUGGAGUAUCUGCUCAAGAAACUGAACUUCCGCGAGGAAAAGCCCAAGUUUGUCGAUGUGAACCCAAUCAGUCAAAUGGCUUCUGGUCUCAAGGAAGGCAUGGUCGAGUGCGGUGGUACCGAGAAGGAUCUCUACCUGUACGCGCUCCUUCUGCUACACCCCAACGCCAGGACGAUAGUAUUCUGCAACUCCAUCUCCGCCGUGCGUCGUCUAACGCCAUUCUUGCAAAACCUGCAACUACCCGUCCACGCUCUACACUCGCAAAUGGCACAAAAGGCACGUCUGCGCGCAAUUGAGCGAUUCACCUCAAACAACCAGAACAAGACCAACCACAAGGGUUCCAUCCUCCUUGCCACCGAUGUCGCUGCCCGCGGUCUCGAUAUCCCCAACGUCAACCUGGUAAUUCACUACCAUCUGCCUCGCGCCGCAGACAAUUACGUCCACAGAUCCGGUCGUACCGCUCGCGCCGGCGAAACCGGCUCCAGCAUCCUCAUCUGCGGUCCCGAAGAAGUAGCCGGCGUGCGUAGACUAAUCGCCAAAGUACACGCCAGCUCUGCAGCUGCAGGCGCCGAACCCGCCAACGACGCAGCAAAGAACGGCUACUUCAUCCGCAGUCUCGAUAUCGAUCGCCGCGUGGUCAGCAGACUGAAGCCUCGCGCCAACUUGUCCAAGAAACUCGCCGAUACAACCAUUGCUAAGGAAAAGAAACACAGCGAAGAUGACUUUUUGAAGCAAGCGGCUGAGGAUUUGGGUGUGGACUAUGACUCUGAGGAGUUUGACAACUCCAAGGGUAAGAGGGGCAGAGGUGCUGGGAGGAUCAAGAAGGAGAGAGAAGCGAGAGGGCUGACGAAAUCUGAGACUGGUGCGUUGAGGGCGCAAUUGAGGGACAUGUUGAGCAGUAGAGUCAAUGUUGGUGUUAGUGAGAGGUAUUUGACCUCGAGUGGUUUGGAUAUCGAUUCUUUGUUGCAGCAGCAGGAGGCUGGUACGCAUGGAGAGUUUUUGGGUACGGUCGCAGAUCUCAUGGAGUAA
This is a messenger RNA of Aureobasidium namibiae CBS 147.97, 2388 nucleotides long. Its product is annotated as P-loop containing nucleoside triphosphate hydrolase protein. The transcript has a single exon. The coding region runs from base 1 to 2388 and encodes 795 amino acids. Gene Ontology annotation, molecular function: RNA helicase activity; ATP binding; nucleic acid binding. Gene Ontology annotation, cellular component: nucleolus. Lineage: Eukaryota; Fungi; Ascomycota; Dothideomycetes; Dothideales; Saccotheciaceae. The record is from RefSeq and is a predicted model, not a curated record.